AGUGCUUUCUGCGGUCAUUGCCUGCUAUUUUCCGGCGAUCCGAUCAACCUAAGGAGAUUGUUGAGGGGUCAAAAGAUGAGUCUCGUAUUUGAAGGAUAUGAGCGGCAAUACUGUGAGAUAUCUGCUAAUCUUUCGAAAAAGAUUACUGCAGCUAGUGUCCUUAAUGGAGAACAAAAGAAACAGAAAGUAUCCGAAGUUGCAGGAGGAUUAGAAGAUGCUGAUGCACUGAUACAUAAAAUGGAUCUAGAAGCUAGGAGCUUGUCCGCAAGUGUGAAAGCCAUGCUUCUUGUCAAGCUGAGAGAGUACAAAACAGAUUUGAACAAUUUAAAAUCAGAAGUGAAAAGGAUCACGUUGGGUAAUGCCAACCAAGGAGCUCGGGAUGACUUGUUGGAAUCAGGAAUGGCAGACACAUUGACGGCGUCAGCAGAUCAACGAGCAAGGCUACUGAUGACAACUGAAAGAUUAGGCAAGUCAAGCGACAGGAUCAGGGAAGGUCGGAAAACAAUGCUUGAAACUGAGGAGCUCGGAGUCUCAAUUCUUCAUGAUUUGCACCAGCAACGCCAAUCCCUCCUACAGGCACAUAACACCCUUCACGGGGUGGAUGAUAACAUCGGGCGGAGCAAAAAGAUUCUGACCAACAUAUCAAGAAGAAUGAGCAGAAAUAAAUAUAUCAUCGGCACUAUCAUUAUGCUCUUAGUAAUCGCCAUAUUUGUGAUUCUCUACUUCAAGUUGACACGCCGCUCUUCAUGAUUUCAAGAGUAUGUAUGCUUUGGUUAUCAUCUCUACGCUGAGGUGUGGAUUAUUGUGUGUUUUAUUUUUAUCGCAAAAUUGAUCUGAUUGUAUAUCUCAUCCUCCAAGUUGUUUUGAUGGACAAUAAAUCAGUACUCUUCAUUUA
Messenger RNA from Salvia splendens (bonfire salvia), 895 nucleotides. Its product is annotated as vesicle transport v-SNARE 13. Gene Ontology annotation, biological process: vesicle fusion; vesicle-mediated transport; intracellular protein transport. Gene Ontology annotation, molecular function: SNARE binding; SNAP receptor activity. The transcript is spliced from 6 exons. Bases 76 to 750 code for a protein of 224 amino acids. Gene Ontology annotation, cellular component: endoplasmic reticulum membrane; ER to Golgi transport vesicle membrane; Golgi apparatus. NCBI's taxonomy places the organism in Eukaryota, Viridiplantae, Streptophyta, Magnoliopsida, Lamiales, Lamiaceae. The record is from RefSeq and is a predicted model, not a curated record.